Molecule: messenger RNA, 1371 nt
Organism: Lepisosteus oculatus (spotted gar)
Lineage: Eukaryota; Metazoa; Chordata; Actinopteri; Semionotiformes; Lepisosteidae
Source: RefSeq, a predicted model, not a curated record
CUGAAGGACAGUGCAUUUUUUGCAGUAUGUCCCUGUCACUAUACUGGGGUGUUAGGACCCACAUAGUCCAGUGGGUGAGUGCCCCCUGCUGGCCCCUCUAACACCUUUCCAGCAGCAACCUUAGCUUUCCCAGGAGGUCUCCCCUCCUCACCUGCUGGGCUUCAGCGGGCUGCUAGUGUGAGCUGCGGGGUGAUAUGUCUGCUGGCUAUCUAACUGUCAUCUGCUAAUCGUGCUACCUGGAUGAACGUGUGUCACUCCUGUUCACUGCUCUCUGUGUUUCUGUUUCUCAGCCCAGGUUGCUGUGCAGCAGCCCUAAGGUCGGCUCAGGCGGUCUCAGCCCCGGCGCACGGGGCCCCAGCAGUCCCUGUUUCAACAACAAGGAGAAUGUCCAGGAGACCAGGCCGGACUGCGAGGUGGCCGGGCUGGGCAGUCCCAUCUCCUGCGGUCCCCCUUCCUCCCCAGUCCUGAUGCAGUCUGACGAGCAGGAUGGGUUUACAAUGGUCUUGGAUGAGAGCUGUGGCAACCCCCACAUGACCUCCAGCAUGGCCCGGCUGCUCUCUGACCCCCUGAUGAGCCAGGAAGUGGAGGUGUCCUGGCUCCAGCCCCAGCCCCCCCGCGGAGGCAGUCGCAGGCUGGUCCGGUCGCCCUCCAUGCCGGAGCGUUUGGACCGGCCUGUCCUGAAGAGAGCGCCGGCCCCCCCCGACCCCGGGCCCGACCCCUGUCCCCUGGCCAAGCGCUGGCGCAGCACGGCCCCCAUCCACGAGGAAGAGGAGGAGGAGGGAGACGGCAGGAAGAGAGGGCGGCUCCUGAAGAAGACCCUGUCUCUGUCCGACGUGGAGACGAGAGGGGAGCCCGGAGACUUGGGGCUCAUUGGGGACUUCAGCAAGGUCAGACAGUCCCGCUGUACUCCCGACUCUCAGCCUGCCACACUCGGGGUGUGUGCGCGCGCAUCUUCCUGCGCGUGUGUGUGUGUGAGCGCGUUUUCCUGUGGAUACGUGUGUGUGGCACCUACAAGCGCACAUCUCGGCAGCAGUGUGCAGCAGGGCUCAGGGUUCACGUCUCUGGGAGGCUGAGGGUUCGAACCCCAGGUGAGACCCUGAUGCUAUGCCCUCCAGUGAGGCAACUGGUCCAACUAAACACCCGGCUGUGUCGGUGCUUCUGUAUAAAGAUACCAGUCCAAGAAAUUAGUCCUGUUAGUCCUGCUCGCAGCUCCUGAGAGCUGGCAGGAGUUUGUGUCCGGCUGGCCCCCUCACAGCUGUAGAGGGUGGUGCUCUGGGACCUGGGAGCGAAUUCGCGGUCUGUCAUUCCUGACCGAACCAGCCUGGAGCCACUCGGCGACAGUGCUGUCAUCUGUGUGAGCGCUGAGCCGCU